AUGAUGAGCCAGGUGGAGAAGUGGUAUUUAACAGAAUGGGAGCGAGAAAAUACACUGUACACGUUCCGAUUCGGUUACCUUAAGUUGGCACCGCUCAAGGCGCGUGAUGAAUACAUUGAGUCGGGAGGAGACGUUGGAUCAGGGUUAGUUGCUCGCACUAUUAUCACUAAUUUUAUUUCAGUUCUACACAUCCACCGUUAUUGUCAUCUACUCAUGUAUUCUGAGGCAAAUUAUUUAUGA
Messenger RNA from Anisakis simplex (herring worm), 240 nucleotides. Lineage: Eukaryota; Metazoa; Nematoda; Chromadorea; Rhabditida; Anisakidae. The record is from the annotation of a GenBank genome assembly.